Molecule: messenger RNA, 780 nt
Organism: Vigna radiata var. radiata (mung bean)
Lineage: Eukaryota; Viridiplantae; Streptophyta; Magnoliopsida; Fabales; Fabaceae
Product: M protein, serotype 5-like
Exons: 1
Source: RefSeq, a predicted model, not a curated record
AUGUCAAAACAACAACCACACCCUACCUCUGCCAACGAGAAGGACAUAAACACAAAUGAAGAGGUAACAAAUUCCUUUUCAAACGAUGAAAGAUCGGCUGUUUCAGCUAUAGUAAACCUAAAACAAAGUUGUAAUCAUCAAUUUAUCCCUUCAAAUGAAGAAGAUAGAAUACAUAUUCUAUCACUUAAAAGUGCCGCAGCUCAAGUUGUUAACAUUUUCGAAACUCUCAAAUCAGAAAAUGAUAACAGAAAAAGGGAAAAUGAUAGCAUUAAAGCAGAAAAUGAUAGUUUUAAAAAAACUAUCCAAAAUCUCUCACAAAGAUUAAACGCUCUGGAAAACCAAGCCUCGAACAGCCCAGCUAAGAUAAGAUCUAAAACAACAAAGAUAGUCAAAUCCUUAGCAGAAAAUGUCCAACCUAAUGAGGAAAAUACAACCUCCUCAGGCAAAUUCGACAUUUUAGCAGAAAAAUUAGCUGAUGAAGAAGAUAACAUGUCUGUCGAAGAAGAAAAUUCGUCAAGCCUAGAUUCUGAAGAGAAGAUAGUUAAGCAAGAGACCAGCUGGAUUACAGUGGACUACAACAAGAAAAAAACUAAGAAGAAACGAACAAAACCAACCUCCCCCUCCUCAACUUCCGAAGACGAGAUCUCUGAUCCGGAAUACAGAAGCAGGAGAAAAAUCUUCAAGAAGAUAAACAACCAGGCCUCCAAAAUAACCAAGGAAAAUGGACAAAUCAACAACUCCGGCUCCAAUAUAGAUAAGUCUUCUAAUUCAAAUAACUCU